Messenger RNA from Rhipicephalus microplus (southern cattle tick), 9362 nucleotides. It is a transcript of the gene PAN2, whose product is annotated as PAN2-PAN3 deadenylation complex catalytic subunit PAN2. NCBI's taxonomy places the organism in Eukaryota, Metazoa, Arthropoda, Arachnida, Ixodida, Ixodidae. The record is from RefSeq and is a predicted model, not a curated record. Gene Ontology annotation, molecular function: poly(A)-specific ribonuclease activity; protein binding; nucleic acid binding. Gene Ontology annotation, cellular component: PAN complex; P-body. Gene Ontology annotation, biological process: mRNA processing; nuclear-transcribed mRNA poly(A) tail shortening.
UCGUAAACAACAGCAGAAGCCACCACAACGUGAGUAUUGUUUGCAAGCAAUGUAACUUCUUAAUAACGAUGGAAUAUACAGUGCCCAAGGAAUAUACAGUGCCCAAGUACCCCGUUGUAGGGGAACCGGGAUUGGAACAGUUCCCAGGUGGCCUGGCUCAUGGCCAGGACUACAGCUUUCUGCAGAACAUCCUGGUGGACGGCGGCAGCCAGUUCGGCGUCACUGCGCUGGCCUUUGAUACCCAGGAAGAGCUGCUCUGGAUGGGAAAUCAGGGGGGCCAUGUGACGUCAUACUAUACCUGGCAGCUGCAGAAGUACACGUCUUUUCAAGUGCACGCCACUAACGAGGUGCGCCAGUUGCUGACCAUCGAUGCCGGCGUCCUGUCUCUCACCUGCAACACCCUUCGUCUCAACAACCGCAGAGGACUGAUUGCAUUCCACCACAGCUCUGAAGAAUUGACAGACUUGAACUGCAUGGCACUGUCACCCUCUGGUUCCUUACUGAUGGGUGGUAAUCAGACCAGCCUCAUUGAGCUGGAUCUUGCCACGGGAGAGCAGACCACAGUUGCCGACAUUGGGGGUAACGGCUGCGCAGUCAUAAGGAGGCACCCGCGCUUUAUCUGCUGUGCUGACUUCACGGGCAAGGUCACACUGCGAGACUCGUCGACUUUUAAGGUUGAGUACACAUUAGAAUCGCUUUCGGAAACUGGUAUGCUGUCUGACUUUGAUGUGCUUGGCAACAUGGUCGUCACGUGUGGCUUUGCCAACAGACAUGGUACAAUUACAGUGGAUCCAUUCAUAAAAGUCUAUGACCUGCGUGUCAUGCGGGCUGUGGCACCAAUCCAGAUGAUGUUUCCACCUACACUGCUGCGCUUUGUUCCUGCCUUCACUUCUCGGCUCUUCGUUGUCUCUCAGGCUGGUCAGUUCCAGCUGGUAGACACAAGCACACUGACCCAAGCAUCAUACAUCUACCAGCUGGAAACCGGAGGUGCGCUUGUUCACACCUUUGACACUUCCUCAUCCUGUCAAGCCUUGGCUUUUGGAGAUAAUGCUGGAUACCUUCACCUCUAUGGGGCCAGUGCUCAUGUCAACUUUAAUAACUUCAGCCAACCAACCGAAUUCGCUGACCCAGAAGAGCCUCUGCACCCGAUUGAUAUCAAUGAUGAGAUAGCCCCCCUGUCCGCCAUACCCAUGCCCUACUGCAGUGGCAAGCUGGUCUCGGACCUGCCCAAGGAGUUCAUUAAGUAUGUUUACAGGAGGCCAGUUCCGAUUGAUCCCGUCAUCUUGAACACCAUGAAAAUGGUGGGCUCCAUUGGUUAUGCCCCAAAUCCUGGUCUCUGGAAGCGCAACGAAGUGCGCUACCCACACGAAGCACACCACCGUAGGACCAAGGAAACCCGUGAAGAGACUGACAUGAUCCCACAAUGGUAUAAGAAGAUUGAUGUGAAGUACUCCAAAAUGGGCAUUGAAGAUUUUGACUUUAAUCUCUACAAUCGCACGUGCUUUGCAGGCCUUGAGACGAACCUGCCUAAUGCGUACUGCAACAACAUGAUUCAGGUUCUGUACUUCACGGAGCCCUUGCGCUGUGCCAUCAUGAACCACAGCUGCCAGCGAGAGUUCUGCCUCGCGUGUGAGCUGGGCUUCCUGUUCCACAUGCUGGACACUGCCCAGGGAAUACCCUGUCAGGCAAGCAACUUUCUCCGUGCAUUUCGCACUAUUCCGGAAGCAUCUGCCUUGGGCCUCUUGCUUUCUGAUUCCGAUGAUGCUCGCAAGAAGGUCAAUUUCCCACGACUCGUGCAGAGCUGGACACGAUUUGUGCUUCAACAGAUACACUCAGAAACACCAGAAGUUCCAGAUGAUGACAUGCAGAAAAUGGAAAAAGCUGGCGAGAUGGGCAGCCAGGUGAGCAAGCUCUUUGGCUGGACGCUGCUCAAUUCCAACCAAUGCCGUUGCGGCAACAUCAGAGAGAAAGAGUCAACCACCCUACUGUGCUCCCUUGUCUAUCCCGACCCUCUGCCACCUGUUCCUGAACGUGUCACACCUCACUAUCCUUUCACUGAGAUAUUGAAGCGAAGCCUUUGCCUCGAAAGUACCAUGCCAGCCUGGUGUGACAAAUGUGAGAAAUACCAGCCCACGCUACAAAGCAAGAGGCUAAAGUCAUUACCAGAAAUACUGACUGUCAGCUCAGGUUUGGAAAAUCAGCAGGACCUCAACUUCUGGCAGACACAAAUUGAGAUGUUUGGCAACAAAGACAGCAAAGCAAUGUCAUUCUGUUCAUCGGCUCCUGUGCCCAAGCGGUGUCGGUACGGUAACUGCUGCACUCGGGCUGGCUGCAAGUUCUUCCAUGAAAAAGACAAAGGAAAGAGGUAUGUGGCCUGCAAAGUGGAUGUGGACACAAGUGUUCAAAGUGCCUGUUCUUGGCUUCCCUUGUCUAUACUCAUCACACUAAAUCACGACGGAACGGUGAACAUUUGUCGAGCUGACUGUAAGAGUGAAGCGUCCACUUCUCAAGACGCAAGCUCGGACCCCGGGAAAGACGACAGCGUGGCUGUAAAAGUCAAAGAGACGAGUGCGGAGAAAGGACAGGCUAGUAACAACAAUGAAGAACAUGACUCUGAGAUGAAGGAGAAAGGGGGUAAAGUUGAGGGCCAGAGGGAAGAGGCCAAAGCAGUCCUGUAUGAGUUGACAUCGGUGGUGUCUGUGGUGAACAACAGCCGCACCAACAUUGUGAGCUGCAUCCGGGUGGGGCCCUCCUACCACAUCCAUCACCAGGGGGGACCGGCCACCCAGUGGUACCUCUUCAACGACUUCACCAUCGUGCCCAUUUCUCCCGAAGAAGCUGUAUGGCUUCCUUUGGACUGGAAACUACCAUGUGUUCUGCACUACACAGUUGCUGACAGUUCGAACAGGUCUCACGAAACAGUGAAGGCACCUCUGUCAGCAGACGUGUUCCAGCAAGACAUCUCCUUAGCGGCAAAUGGUGGUCGGCGCCAUGUCACCUUCACUCCGCUUUCACCGAGCGAGAUACUGACACAGGGUGACAUUGUUGCUAUGGAUGCAGAGUUCGUCACCCUAAACCAAGAAGAGGCGGAGAUACGAAGUGAUGGAACACGGUCUACCAUUCGUCCUUCCCACAUGUCCGUUGCCAGGAUCUCGUGCAUUCGGGGGCAAGGGCCCCUUGAAGGAAUUCCAUUCAUUGACGACUACAUUGCCACUCAAGAACAGGUGGUGGACUACCUGACCCAGUUUUCAGGCAUCCAGCCUGGUGACCUGGAUGUGACCAUCUCGUCCAAGCAUCUCACUACACUUAAGGCUACUUAUCGCAAGCUUCGCUACCUCGUGGACGAAGGAGUUAUCUUUGUGGGUCACGGCCUCAAGAAUGACUUUAGAGUCAUCAACCUUGUUGUGCCUGCUGACCAAGUGAUUGACACUGUGCUUCUUUUUCAACUGCCAAACAAGAGAAUGGUAUCUCUGCGUUUCCUGGCCUGGCAUUUCCUCGGACUGAAAAUACAAUCCAAGAUGCAUGACUCCAUCGAGGAUGCAAAGACAGCACUUCGGCUGUACCGCAAGUACCAGCAGCUUGAGAGGGAAGGGCGGGUCACUGAGUCCUUGAAGGAGAUGUACGAGGCCGGCCGCAAGUCCUCGUGGAAGGUUCCCGGAGCAGACGAGGAAUGACAGUGCGAUCACCUCUGGGCCGCAGUGGAAGGCUGCUGGCCGCCCAAUCUGGACGCCCAGUGAGGCCAGUCGAGGGCGGAGCAUACAACACUGCAGGUGCCAGUUGAGUUGCCUAACGAGUUGCCCGGAGGUAUAUUGAGUUGCCCGGAGUUGCCCGGAGGUAGUUGCCUUAAGGUAAUGUGGCAGCUCUAGCGCGCAUUUUGCUGGCCCUGUACCAGGAGUUUGAGCAACUGCUGUCUCAAGUUAUUAGACAUAGAACAGAGCAGGAGGAAGGUAACUUUGAUUAGUUCCGACAGAUCUAAUACUGGUGCCACAUGGUCACUCUUGAUGGGAUCUAGACGGACCUGCAUGGAAGUUUUUGAUCGUGAUAGGUUCCUUCACGCAAGGUGCAGAAAGGAGCUAAUAACUGUUCGCAAACUUGAUUCCAGUUGGGCUUAGUUGUGAUCAGCAAUGCACCGUGUGGCACCUCUAUGAGAUCUGUUAGCAGUCGAAAAGUAUGGAGAUUUGAAAUUAACUAUCAAUGUUUGCACUGCAGAAUUUAUGUCUGUGAGUAUCCAAAAGAAAUGAUAAAUUUCAAGAAGGCUUUAAAUUAGCCUGUUUAGUUAGCCAGUUAUCUUCAGUUAUCUUCUGGCGUAGUGUUUUGCAGUUUUGAAAUUGAGUCCAUCCAGAGCGUAAGGCAAAUGUUCCAGCAGGAGUCUCGUGAAUGGCACUUGUUCAGAGGGCUUCGUUACCAAACCUGUAGUGUUAUGAAUUGGCAUUCCAGUUUUCAUUAUUUGGCAUUGCCCUUCUUCAAAUUAUGCAGGUCAAUACCAUCUGGUGAAUUGGUGUAGCAUUCAGUUACACAUUUCGGGAAUCGAUAUCAUGUCAGUCAAUGCUAAUUUUGGUAUUCCAACUGAGUGAACGUACAUGAAGCACUGACCCUCUUCGAAUCUCGUCAUACCAUUAAUAUUUUCUCAAGUGCCCAAAGUCUAUAAAUGAAACACUUAUAAAACAGAAUUGAGUUAGUGGAGUUGUUUAGUGGAAAAUUUCACCCUAUCCCCUGUUUCCUCAACUGGCGUAAUAUUUUGUCUGGCAAAAAUACACCUUUUCAUGUUCCUUAAGUUCCGCCGAUUUCAUAACUUGAGACAGUUGUGGCUGACACAGUAUGUAAGUGGCCAACAAUGUGCUAUUGCAUAUGGAAGUGUAAUCUGGGCCAGAUAGCAGCAAAUUCAUCAUCCUUGCCUGUUGAAGCUGUUCAAGAUGGGCUAUUCUCAAAUGCCCAAUAACUUAAGAAAACAUGCUUAACUAUAAAUGUGGUUCCACCUGACCUGUCUUAUCGGAGUGCCUGGGAAACUUCAAGACAGUACACAACAGUUAACCUCACGAAAUGCCACUGCAAGAUGUCAACUAUAAUUAGCAGUGCCAUUCUAUGUUUGGGAAUGCUGCUGAAGUUUGGUAUAGAUGUGAUUGUGUUGAACGUUUUUAUAUUUUUCUGUGGCUAAAAGUGAGCACGAGUAGCUGUAUUAAAACUGCAGCAUUUUUAAAGGCUUUGUCCCAUCAAUUUGAACACAGAUGGUCUUUGCAAUUGCAGUUUUUUGUAUCUUUGUUAAGCUAUCUGUCCAUAAUGGCUCUGCAACUGGACCUCUGUCUUGUAAGAACAGUAACGUAAGAAUGGCAGUACAUAAAGUGUACAUUAGUACUGGUCAAAAUUGAAAUGGUUGGUGUGGACAGUUUUCGCACAGCUUAAAAAAAAAAACACAAUUCAACUGAGAGGUCAUGUGCAACUUAAACAUGUCCUGAAUUUAGUGUUGGUCGUAGACCUUCACGCCUCUUGUGUCUGCUAGGAUAUACUAUUUUGUGAUAUGAUGUAUAGGCAUCGGUUAGUGUUAUUGGCAUGGAGCAAUGAAACUGUUCGUUGCUGCCAUUGGUAUUGUGUUCUGGUUAAUCAUGUGGAAGAUACAUCUUACAGACAGCAACUGUAAUUUCAUGUACUUGAAUGAUGUGAGUAUAGCAUAACGUUUGUUCUUUUACUUGGAAACAAUGUAUUACUUAUCAACAAAGAUUAUAACAAUAUCAAAUCUAUCAGAUGGGUUGCACUGUGAAAGCUUAACAGGGUCUUUGUACUAUCUACUUUGGUUUUAUAUGUGCUACGCUUGCCACGACACUUACUAACAAACUGAACAGCAAGCCGGUACAGGUGUUGUUGGUUUCGUACAUGCUUGCUGUACCAUGCCAGCAGUAGAAAUUGUGUGUCGUUAAAUUCCUCUACUCAUCACUGUCUGAUCUUUCACAUGCCUUACACGCUACCAGCCUAAGCUCAUUUGAACAGCUACGAGCAGAACUUUUAACACUGCGCUGAUUAACGUUAAGUCCAGUAGUCAUGGUAAAGAGCCUUCAGAAAGGUACCCAUUAUUUCAGGAGGCUCUUGGAGUUAUCUGCUCUGGGUAGCUGUUUAAUCAGUUCUGCACUGAUCUGGCAGCAAUAUGACUUGGUUUAGUUGGUUGAAUUGCCUUUCGAACUGUAGUCUAGUGAAAGUAAUAUGGCGGGGUAACACUCCUUUCUUUUUUGACUGUGGUAUAUUCGUUUCUUCUCAUGCAUCUCAAUGUGCACGGAUGCCCAUUUUGCAGGUUUUUUAUGCAUUAAUCAUUUGUGAGUGUGCAAUGUUUUAAGGGGAGACGUGGGUCUACUUUUUUUAAAUAGGUGGCCGGAUGGAACGAAAUUUAGUACACUUAUUGAGUUUUUCUGUGCAUUCCAAAUUUCUGAGUAGAUUUUUAUUAAGCGGCAUUAGAACAAAAAGUAUACUAUUUCACCAUUUUGUAGCACAAUUCAUAUGGGGAUUUUUGGCAUCUUCUUUUCGUCAAACACAAUAUCAAUGUAUGCAUUCAAAUUUCCCAAAAGCUGCUCUUGCUGCUGAUGGUAUUUGUUUUCUUAUCAUAUUGUUCACCAUACUAUAAUUCUCAAUAAUCCUAAACUGUUCGAAGCAAGGUUUUUUCCAUUAUAUUUUUGUCUGUUUAUAUUGCACUCAGAGUUGAAUGUAAAUAAUCAAAUUAGCAUAAUUCACUACACUAGCUUUCUGGCAGUCAUGCCAUACACUUGGUUACUGUGUUUAACAAAUCAAAAUUGUCAAAAAGCAUUGUUGGAAAUGUGCUUUCAGAAAUUUCGUAUCUUUUAUUCUAAUGCUGAUAAUAAAAAUAUACUUGAAUAUUCAGAAUCUGUAAAAAAAGAAAAGUGAUUAUGUUCAAUUUAAUUCAGUUAACUCUACUAAUGAAAAAGAUUUUUUGAAGACCCACGUCUCUCAUAAACUUUUGUGUAAUCCUUGCAAGGCCAGUGUGUUGUCCUAUGUCUCGUGAGAAACCAUAAUCAUGUAAAUAAUGCCAAGGAGUGAUUUCAUAGGCAUGCUUGCGAACCUGCAUGCUGGGCAACUGUAGAAUUCUUGCCUUGAACUUAGUUUCACUGAGGGCCAAGUCAUGGAGGAAACCUGUGACUCGCACGAAACUUUUGCCAAAUUUUUUCUUCUCUUGAGAACACACUUUGAGCAUUGCAGUGAACUUGGUAGUACUUACAUGCCACAUUGCAUAGCCUUGUUAUAAACGUAUGGUCACCUAUUGCUACUGUACAUCUUGUACUAUGUAACACCAAGAAUCCAUGAUCUGGAUAAGCCUAUUGAAUAUUUGAUACUGUGCCAAUAAGGUGGGAUCAACAGUAUCAGUAUUGUGUGACAAUCCAGUAUAGAAGGAAAAAAAUAUGCCACGCACAGUUUAAGAAAAAGUGUUUCUGCCACAGGGUCAUGUAUGCAGUUUUUACAUUGAAGCCAUAUUUAGCAGAAAAAUAUCUUCAUCAAAUAAUUCAUUACAUACAUGCACUUGUGACAUGUUGAUAUUGGCAAGAAAGAUUUUGGGUUUACCUUGUUGAUGUUUGUUGUCGAUAUUGAGGUCUGAAUUUGUUUUAAACUCUUUAUAUUGGGCUGAAACGGCAACAUAAGCAUGAUCGAGCCUUCUUACUCAUUGUUAGCGAUUCAUAAGAUCUUGUAUUGCAGCACUAUUGUAUAUUGAGAAAUAGGUGCCACAUCGAGGUAUGUUGAACUUUUCUUACGAUCUAUCAUAAUGUUCUAAGUAUUGGCUUCACAGUUCAGAGUGCUGGAGUUUUAGCAAAAGUUAUUUUGGUGAGGGGAAAGUAUUUGUUCGGUGUCGUAGUUUUUAUUCACAGAUUGAUCCUUUCGAAACUGGCAACAAAUCUGAUCAGGAGUUUGCACAGUGUAUAGCAUGCUGUGCAGGGGUAGAGAUGUUGCGGCUUUUAAUGUAUAAAUCAUUUACACACGAUACAAAAGACAGUAGAUUGAAGGCUUCUAUGCAUUUUUGUGGCUUCUUGCACUGUUCGUUCUUGCUUCAAAGCAAGCGCAACAGCCUGACAAAGGUGCAGCAUCAAAACGUUUCAUUUUUCAUAGUAAAUUUAAGAAUACAAAGUCAAGCUGCUCUGUCUUACAGUCAUGUAGAUUUAUUUUAUUGCCUUUCUCAUUAUGUUUUGCACAUUAGCAGUUUUUUUUUCUCUUCUAAGAAUCUUUUCAACUCACACAUGAUCAUUGGAAGUAAUGGAAAGAAAAACAUUGGCUAAAUUAAGAAAGUUGCCAUUUUCUCACAGUUUACAAAUUGGCAACAAUGUAUCCUCCUUUCGCCGUUUUCCGUACAUACUGUAGUCUCGAUAAUCCAAACUUGAGGCCAAAAGAUGUUGCCUUGACACACACUCGAGUAUGUGGAAGCAAAACCAUAAAUUUUUGUUUAAUUUCUUUCGGUGACGCUUUGACUAGUGUGAAUGUGACUUUUCUUUGUCCCUUCGUUUAGUGUUUAUUAGUUUAUUCCUGACAAAAUAAGAAAAAAGGGGAAUGAUGAAGGCACACUUCUCAAGGUUUUACACCAAUCAUUGUCAUUUCCUGAGCGAAUAAGUAGACUGAUUUGCUUUGUUGUAAUGCACACCCAAUCAUCACUGCCAGGUAAAAAAAGGGCAACAUGCUGUGGUGAGCAUUUGCGAGUUUCUGAUAGUAAGAAAACGUUACUGACAGUUGGCUCUCCCUUGAGAAAUGGAAAAUUAUUUUAUUGAUGAGGUAAGUUGUUGCUGCAGAAGACUGUUUAUCACUAUGACUGCCCAUACCAAAUGAUCAUUUCUUAGGAGGCCACUGUAGCCUACCAGUUGUGUCUAAAACUGCCUGUUUAACUUGAAGGAGUGGGCAUGAAUAUACUGCCACUCAUAUGAUAGCAUACAGAUAUGACUACAGAGACUUUAGUAGCCAUUAUAACUGCAUGUUGACAUUGCAGGUUUAGCAGGCAUACUUGUAUCGAAUGUUCAUACUAUUUUUAACAAAUAUUUUUGAAAAAAGGUGUGCAUUAGAAUGGAGUGAGUAUUGUGCCCUCCUUGAAUUCAAUAUUUUUUUGCUGAACAUCUGUUCUUUCUUUUGGUGGGAGGGGGGAUGAUACACUCAGGUAAAUUGCUCAUUGUAUUGUUGUGUUUUACAAUUUUUUGGAAGUUUCUUUAUAACGCUUAAAAAAAUUUUUGUAAUUGCUUCAGGCCUUGUGGUUAAUUCUUACUGUGUUCACUUUCUGAUCUCAGUGGGCAAGUGUUUACUGUAAAUCUGUGAUGUUGCAUCAAUCGUUUAUCGAUAUUAUGUACAUUCACUGUAAUUUUUAUGUGCAUAAUAAAGAUGUUCAUUAUUUUUAA